This is a messenger RNA of Penicillium cataractarum, 2016 nucleotides long. Its product is annotated as alpha/beta hydrolase. The transcript has 5 exons. The coding region runs from base 1 to 2016 and encodes 671 amino acids. Lineage: Eukaryota; Fungi; Ascomycota; Eurotiomycetes; Eurotiales; Aspergillaceae. The record is from RefSeq and is a predicted model, not a curated record.
AUGGAGGCUUGCAAAGCGGCCGGGUCGAGGCCGCUUGUUCAUCGCUGGCGAGUCCCACGAGAGCGAAAGGCUGCUUCUUGGGUCUAUCCUCUCGUCGCGGCGCUGGGUUUCCUGUGGUGGACAUUACCAGCUCCAAGUAGGGAGUCGGCUCCAGUGUCUACGCCGAUAUCAACACCUGCCGCUUCACCUUUCAGCUGGGAGGAUAUUGUCCCCUCCAAAUCGUUAGAGUACCAUGAUUGUGGAGACGGGUUUCAAUGUACCCGGCUCGAGGUACCGAUGGACUACGAUCGGACCGAUACCACUCGAGGGCGAACAUUCGCUCUAGCAGUGGUUCGGAUUCCUGCCAAAGUUUCCAUCGACGACCCUCGAUAUGGAGGAGCUAUGUUGAUUAACCCAGGUGGCCCCGGUGGUCCCGGAACUCUGCAAGCAUUCUUUUCAGGUCGCAAUCUCCAGACUAUCGUUGACUCGGAGAAUGACCCGAGUACAAUCCCAUCCAACGCAAGCGAUAAGUACUUCGAUAUCAUCGGCUUCGAUCCCAGGGGCGUUGGAUCCACUACGCCGGCUGUAACGUGUUUCCCCGAUUCGACUUCCCAACGGAACUGGGAGUUGCAAGUUGAAGCAGAGGGGAUGCUGGGCAGUAGCCCAAACGCCUUGCAGAGAAAUUGGUUACGGACACAUGCGCUGAACUCUGGAUGCUCUGUGUAUGAGAUGACUGCUGCCGCUGAUGAUUCGCAGGGCGAUGAAGCUAUGAUGGAGUAUCUGAGCACCACGCUCGUAGCUCAAGAUAUGAUCACCAUCAUCGAGCGUCACGGCGAAUGGCGCGAGAAACAAGGUCAACUAGCCCAGCAAGUCUACGACUUGCAACACGGCCCAGACGAGUCGCGCGCCAUUCUAAGACGCACUCAAUGGCACGUUGACAGGGAACCCCUCUUAUACUGGGGUCGAUCUUAUGGAACUCUCUUGGGCACGACCUUUGCCGCACUUUUCCCCGACCGAGUUUCUCGCGCAGUCCUAGAUGGCGUGGUCAACAUGGACAGGUACUACGAGGGACGAGGUCCAAACGUAGUCAUGGAUGCAGAUGCCAUUUUCGCUCGCUUCGGCGAAUACUGCCACGAAGCCGGUCCAGAGGCAUGUCCCUUCUACGCAGAGGGGGGAUCCGAUACCAUCAACGAUGCCUACUGGGCUAUCGAAAACCAGCUUCUAGACGUAUCUCUCCCGGUGAUGGCAUCUGCCACGCGGGGACCGGAAGUUGUCACAUGGACGGAUUUGAAGAAUAUCCUUCGCGUUGCGGUGUAUCAGCCCCUUCUCGCGUUUCCCGUGCUAGCCGAUCAUGUCAGCGAGCUCGCAAAGGGUAAUGCAGUGACGAUGGCGGAUUUCAAGCAUCGCAGACAUUUUGGUGCUUGUCCGUCUAGUGAGUGUCGCUUAGCGGGGCCGUGGUCCUCCCAAUGCGCCAGCGAGCAGGAUAACACUCUAUACGCGAGUGCAGCUAUUCUAUGUUCGGAUGCGGAAUACAUGACAAACUAUACAUGGGACGAGUUUCGGGGGAUAUGGGCUGCGUUGGCGGCUGAUAGUCGAGCUCUUGGGGAUUAUUGGGCUCAAAUCGAAUUGUCGUGUGUAGGAUGGAAGGCGAAAGCAAAGUACAAGUUUAAAGGCCCGUGGGGCGCACUCACGGCACACCCAAUGCUGUUCGUCUCGAAUACCCUUGACCCGGUAACUCCUCUGCACAACGCAAAACAUAUGUCCAAGCAGUUUCCGGGGUCUGUAUUACUGGAGCAGGAUUCUGAAGGGCACACCACCAUUGCGGCACCUUCAUUAUGCGUUGCAAAGGCUAUUCGCAACUACUUUCAGACUGGGGCCCUUCCUCCCAUUGGCACUCUUUGCGAGGCGGACUUAAAGCCGCUGGUCGGCUCUCGUGGAAAGAUUGAGGGGCAAGAUCUAAGCUGUGCUGAUCGCAAGCUUAUGGAUGCAGUAAUGGCUGAGGUUGAACGGGGGUUUCUCCCACAGAUGCAGCUUUGA